Messenger RNA from Aspergillus aculeatus ATCC 16872, 1518 nucleotides. RefSeq lists its product as uncharacterized. The transcript is spliced from 3 exons. The record is from RefSeq and is a predicted model, not a curated record. Lineage: Eukaryota; Fungi; Ascomycota; Eurotiomycetes; Eurotiales; Aspergillaceae. Bases 310 to 1278 code for a protein of 322 amino acids.
UACCCAUAAGACCCAGGAGCUGCACAGCGGUCCUACUCUUAGUAGUGUCGUUGGAAACUCGAUACAAGUAGUAAUUAAGAGUCAUUCUGCUUGAUGGAUAUUAAAAUGACUAUAACGGAGAGAGGAUAGCUCGAGCAUCUUAUCAACGACCUUUGCCGGCCUUAUGCUUGGGUUUAUGGACCGUUAUAUAUAGCAACUAGCGGCACUGAGUGGCACCUCAUCAUCCCCACAGAUUCAAUUCUUCGUAAGCUCCAACGCACUCACUACUUAGACUUGCCUUUCUUCAUCCUCUUUACUGGAUCCACGAAAAUGAGUACUACUGACCAAACAUCUAAUCCGUUCAAUGAACUCAUUGCGGAAUGCCACAAUGACCCGACACGACUCCAAGCUCGCUACGAAGCCCAUCGAACCAAUCGAAACAUCCAACAAAAGGAACGGCUGCUCGAUCCCAGUUUCUCCGGUUGGCAGAUCGACGAUAUUCUUGCACGCCUGCAUGAACAAGCAAACAACGAACAAGGUAGCACUGCGACAGCACCGUUCAUUGACCCGCGACACAGCUUAACCAUCCUCGCUCGUCCACCGCAGCAUAUUCGAGACCUAGUGGCUGAGAUCCAAAGAGAGAUCAGGGAUGUUGCUCCUAGCCUCUGGUUUACACCUUCAGACUAUCUACACAUGACUACCCUGGAGAUAGCUAGUUGCCGGACGGAACCAGAGAUAGAUGGCCUGGUCACUCGUCUGCAGCGCAGUGGGAUCAUACCGCAGUUGACGGACUGCACCUUCCACCAUCGCACACGGCUAUUCAAGCCGGUGAUUAGCUACGAUGCGACGGCAAUGGCUCUGAGUUUUGUCCCUGAAACUGGUGGGGAUAUGAUGGGCCAUGCCCACGAGAAAGAAGGCCACGAUGAUCAGUAUACUUACCACCAUCUACGAAGAGACGUCUCCGCGCAGAUUGCGGCAAUCGGACUGCCCAUGAAGCCCAGGUACAUUGCUCCGUCGGCGCAUAUCACCAUCGCACGAUUCAUCACUCGCGAGGGGUUCUUGCUGGAGACGCCUGGUCCAGCCGGGGUGGAACAGGUCAAUAAAGAUCAAAUUGCCUUACUGAUUCGAAAAUUUGAGUCAAUUAAUGAGAGGCUCCGGGCGGAAUAUUGGCCCAGUGAACGAGAGCCCAUACCUCGGAAAGGCGAGUGGAUCGUGGGAGAGGAGCGAGGGCUGGAAGUCUGUGUUGGGAGGUCAUUCUAUGGAGGCGGAGAGUGUGCCCAUGUAGGGAAAGGCUUUUGAGAUACUAGGUAGAGACUCAUGAAGUAGACACCGAUAGAGGUUGCCAACCUUCAGUUGAAGUCAUCGGGGUAAUUAGUUAUGGUCUGUUUCAUACCAAUGGUUGAAAUGAUAACAAAAGCGGAAGAGGGCCCGAUAGCUAUAGUUGCCUGAGGCAUGAUACAGUCAGUCUUGGCUGCUGACACACAAACGCGGUUAGGCCGCACCCUAAGCGAACGAAAUCCCACAACCCACCGCACCGCC